AUAUGGGCCUGGAUGCUCAACAUGCCUCACGGCCCUCCGAAGGAGGGAUCAAAAGCCCGAAGAGACAGCGCUGCUUUACCCAAAGCAACUACGGCUGUGUGCGACCAUGACAGGGCCUGUGGGCGUGGUUUCUCCUGCGAUCGUCACUUUGGCCUUUGUGUUCCCCUACGUGGGGAGGGCCACUACUGUCGGAGGGAUGCCCAGUGUGUCCGUGGACUCAGCUGCAUGUUUGGAAAGUGCCACCGCAGUAUUCCCAACGGACAAGAGGGUGCCAGAUGUAAAGUUGAUAGGGAUUGUGGGGAUUCUAUGUGCUGUGCUCGACACCACGGUGAGCAGGUGUGUAAGAGACGUCUGAUCCGCAGCGAGAGCUGUUUUGUUCCCGAUGGCGGCUUGGCAUUCAGCAUAAACCAGAUUUGUCCAUGUGAUGAGGGGCUACUGUGUCGAAAAAACGGAGCUUCACUGCAAAGAGAGAUAGAUUUUAUUUACCACCCAGAACGAUCAAGUUGGACCUGCCAAGUUCCCAAAUCCUAAAGCCAGCAUUAUCUUUAAAGCUAUUUAUUGUGUAAAUAUGUUGUAUAUGGUUGUAUAUAUAAAAAAGUGUAUGUUUUUCUAAAGAUAGAUUUCUUAUUUGAGUCUUACAGCAAGGAUGUUUUUAUUAUGAUUUAAUUUUGUAAUUGUUGACAAAAGCACUAC
This is a messenger RNA of Notothenia coriiceps (black rockcod), 693 nucleotides long. Its product is annotated as dickkopf-related protein 3-like. The transcript is spliced from 4 exons. Gene Ontology annotation, cellular component: extracellular region. The coding region runs from base 13 to 531 and encodes 172 amino acids. Lineage: Eukaryota; Metazoa; Chordata; Actinopteri; Perciformes; Nototheniidae. Gene Ontology annotation, biological process: multicellular organism development; negative regulation of canonical Wnt signaling pathway. The record is from RefSeq and is a predicted model, not a curated record. Gene Ontology annotation, molecular function: receptor antagonist activity; co-receptor binding.